AUGGUGACGCUCCCGUUGCGCCCGCCGCGCAGCGCAGGCACGCCGGACGUCGAGCCGCUGCUGACGGAAGAGCAUCAUCACUCGGAAGAUCACGUCAACGAGGUCCACUUUGCCUUUCUCGACGGCGCACCCGAAACCCCCGUCUUCCGCCCCGGCCCCUCCCACCCUUUCUCGCGCCCAGGCCCACGUCUGGGCUCCUACCGAUCCCCUGCUCCCCCGCCCGCGCUCCAGCAUCUCGCCGGCUCCGGCGCUCCCACAUCCGUCAAGAACCUCGCCCGCAUCCUCGCCUUCUUGGUCUUGUUGGGCAUCAUUCCUUCCACUAUCAUCUUUUUGGUCGAUAUUUCCGUACAUAAUGUCGUCAAGGCUCGGGAGGCGCUGGUCAACGCAAAUGCGCCUGCGGGGUAUAUCUUUUACGUCCUCUCGGGCCUUGUCUUGUGCGUCACCAGCACCUUGGUUUGCCAUCUCUGGUCCCCAGAGGCGGAGGGUUCGGGCAUUCCCGCCAUGAAGAGCCUCAUGUCUGGUUUUUACGACAAGGUCAAGCCCUCGCUUUCUUUGUGGACUCUGCUUGCGAAAGCGGUUGGUCUCGUCUGCGCGAUAGGGGGUGGACUGCCAGUGGGAUGGGAGGGACCCAACGUCCACAUCUCCUGUAUUGUCGCCCACCAUCUCUCCCGCCUCCCGCCGUUUCGCGACCUGAGAAAGGAUCGCGCCCUCCGCAUGCAGAUUAUGGCCUGCGCAUGUGCCGUUGGCCUGGCCAGUUCCUUCGGUACCCCUAUCGGUGGCGUCUUGUACGCCUUGGAAACUACCGCCUCGUUUUAUCUCGUCCCGACCUUUUGGAAGUGCGUCUUGGCCACGCUGGCGGGCAGCUUGGUUUAUGACUUGCUCUACAAGACCCCCUUGGUCGAGGCCUUUCUCAAUACCACCUUUGUUAAGGAUGAUUACAAGAAGGAGCAGCUUGUCGCUUUUGUCUUUCUCGGCGUCUUGCUCGGCAUUCUAGGCGCCUUUUUCGUUCGAUGCGUCCAUACCGUCUAUAUCUUGCGCAAGCGCCGCCUCCCAGGGACCAACCGAUAUGUUCUGCUCAGCGUUGUUGGCAUCAUUGCUGCGCUCGUCCAGUACCCGCGGUAUUUGUUCCGCCUUGAUCCGCGUCUUGCAAUUAAUGAGUUCUUUUCGUCGGACAACAUGGAGACGUUAUCACACCUUGAUGUUGGACUGCUCGUUCUCAUCAAGUUUCCGCUCAUUGUCAUCGCCAUUGGGUUGCCCAUUCCCGCUGGUGUCUUCAUUCCAUGUUUUCUCCUAGGCUCUGGGCUGGGGCGCCUCUACGGUGAGUUGUUACGCUUACUUUUUGGUGCAAACAUCGUCCCGGGCGGCUACGCGGUCGUUGGCGCGGCCGCGUUUACUGCAGGGGUGACGAGGGCUCUAUCCGUGGCUGUCGUUAUUUUUGAGGUAACUGGACAGCUUCAGCAUAUGGUACCCACGCUUGCGGCAGUAUUAGCCUCAGUCAUUGUUGCCAACGGGAUCAACCGAUCUUUGUACGAUACGCUCAUUAUAAUGAAGGAGAUGCCGUACAUGCCACACAUGCGGCGAGAUCGCUCUCCAUCUCAAAAAGUACACGAGGUUAUGCGCACGGACGUGAUAUCUCUACGGGAGAAUACAACGUUGGGAGAAAUUCGCUCAAUGUUGGAUACAUACACACGGUUCGACUCUUUCCCGGUGGUCACGGGAGCAGGACUAUUGCUCGGUGCCGUGCGACGCCGAAGUUUGUUGAAUCUAAUGAAUAGUAGUAGACCAAGAUUGCCUAACGGAGAGGUCGACACCAGUCUCUCAGAUAGAGGAAGUCUAGGUGCCAGUAUCAGUGUCAGCGAUGAAGCAGUUCAAGCUGAAAGCGAGGAUCGGCAUCAAAAGAGAUCUAGGGUCAUGAAUGGGGUUCAUGAACAGGCAGAUUUGUCAGAUAGUCCAGUACUUCCAGAGGAAGCUAUCGAACAAGGAAGGGCAAAGGAAGAAGAGGAGAGUCCUCCAGAGUACGGUCGAGGUACAGAGACACGAAUAGAACCGGAUUUGAGUCCCCUGGUUGUGACAGAAAAUACUACAUUAAGUCAACUGCACUUCAUGUUUGUGAUGUUGAUGCCAACACAUGCCUUCGUACUAGUCGGAGGUGCGCUCCAAGGCAUCGUCACAAGGGGAGACAUUGUACAGAGCGGAACAAUUUUGAGACACCCAGGGGAGCAACCAGAAGAUGACACGACAGUAUCUUGA
Messenger RNA from Chondrus crispus (carragheen), 2250 nucleotides. RefSeq lists its product as hypothetical. The transcript has a single exon. Gene Ontology annotation, cellular component: membrane. Gene Ontology annotation, molecular function: voltage-gated chloride channel activity. Gene Ontology annotation, biological process: chloride transport; transmembrane transport. The coding region runs from base 1 to 2250 and encodes 749 amino acids. The record is from RefSeq and is a predicted model, not a curated record. Lineage: Eukaryota; Rhodophyta; Florideophyceae; Gigartinales; Gigartinaceae.